Molecule: messenger RNA, 1575 nt
Organism: Pseudogymnoascus verrucosus
Lineage: Eukaryota; Fungi; Ascomycota; Leotiomycetes; Thelebolales; Thelebolaceae
Exons: 5
Coding region: 1-1563 (520 amino acids)
Source: RefSeq, a predicted model, not a curated record
AUGAGAUCUGCGAUUUACCUUGCCUCGUUCCUGCUUGGCCUGGCAGCAGCAAGUCAUCCGCGUCAGCCAACCGCUGUUGUCGAUGCUGGAACUGUUGUCGGCGUGACUACCUCUCUACCGUCCUCGACGGUAACCGUCAACAAGUUCCUCGGAAUCCCUUACGCUGAACCCCCUGUGGGUUCAAGGCGAUUUCUGCCUCCCAAACCCCUCAAACGCUUUGCAAAGCACACCUUCAAUGCAAAUCAAUGGGGGAAACAUUGCCAUCAGCGAAAUGAAGCGGAGACCGUUGUUUCCGAUGAGAGCGAAGACUGUCUCUUUCUAAACGUCUACACGCCUGCUGAGUGCUCUGGAAAAAAGCUACCUGUGUUGUUCUGGAUUUAUGGAGGCAACCUGCAAGACGGGAACUCUGGAAGAGCAAUGUUUGAUGGCACUAGCUUUGCUACUAACCAAAAUAUUGUAGUUGUGACUAUUAAUUAUCGAGUAAACGUAUUCGGCUUCCCAAGCUCUCCAGCCCUUCCUCUCACCGAGUCCAACCCCGGCUUCCUCGAUCAGCGACUGGCUCUUCAAUGGGUGCAGAAGAACAUCCACGCAUUUAACGGCGAUCCAAAGAAAGUGACCAUCGGAGGCGAAUCGUCCGGUGCAUCCUCAGUCGAUCGGCUGGUCGACACCUUUGGUCCUCCCCUCAUCGCACCAUUUCGAGCAGCGUCAGCGUCAAGUGGUCAAGCCACAGUCAGCGGCAUUCCACGAGACUCCGGCCCAGCAUCAUGGGCAGCGUUGGUCUCAGUUCUGGGCUGCAAUGGCACCUCAUCGAAAGUGGAGCUAGCUUGCAUGCAGCGUGUUGACGCCCUGGCUAUUCGCAAUAUAGUUGAGCUGCCAUAUCUUGCCAACCGGGCGGCUGGAAAUGCCGCGCAGGUUCCGGUGUAUAUUGGAACUUCGGCUCAGGAGGGGACGACGCUCGCCCGUACUUACAAUCUGGAUAUUCCAAACUUCACGGAGGAGCAGAUGAUGUAUCUUCUGAGCACAAUGACUGGAGGGGACCCAGCAUUGAACGGCUUGUUCAGCUCUCUUGUGCAUUCUAUUAUGGAUACAGAUGGUCUUUCUCUGUUCUAUGCCGCAGCGCAAUCAUACACCGAGCUUGUGUAUCAGUGUCCAGCUAAGCUCGUCGCUCAAGCCACAGCCCAGAGCGGCCUCCCAGCCUGGAGAUACUACCAUAAUAUUUCCUUCCCAAACAUCUAUCUGAAUGAUGACCCCAAUACCUAUCCUAAGUUUGGUUCGUUCCACACCGCAGAUCUCGGGCUUAUCUGGGGAACUUACCCAAAAGAAAAUGCCACUCUUGUUGAAGUGGGGCUGAGUAAGACGAUACAGAAGGCCUGGGCGGGCUUCGUUAAGGAUCCCUGGGGAGAGGGCCCAGGAUGGGAUAGGGUUGAUGAGAAUGGUGCUGGUCUUGCUUGCUUUGGAUGUGAUGGGGGAACCGGCUUUACGCUCAUUGAUGAGCCACAUGUCGAUGCGAGAUGUCCCUACUAUAAUUCGCUUUACAGCAUCACGAAGUCGCCGUAUUUUUAAUAUCGUACCGUG